This is a messenger RNA of Aspergillus wentii DTO 134E9, 1953 nucleotides long. RefSeq names its product putative DSB repair complex subunit Ku70 (gene akuA). Bases 1 to 1953 code for a protein of 650 amino acids. NCBI's taxonomy places the organism in Eukaryota, Fungi, Ascomycota, Eurotiomycetes, Eurotiales, Aspergillaceae. The transcript has 5 exons. Gene Ontology annotation, biological process: double-strand break repair via nonhomologous end joining; telomere maintenance; cellular response to X-ray. Gene Ontology annotation, molecular function: telomeric repeat DNA binding; double-stranded DNA binding; DNA helicase activity. The record is from RefSeq and is a predicted model, not a curated record. Gene Ontology annotation, cellular component: Ku70:Ku80 complex; nucleus.
AUGGCUGACGAAAAUAUUAACCGGGAAGAUGAGACAUUUGAGGAGGAAGAGGAGAUCGAUGAGUCUGGCUACAAAUCAGUUAAAGAUGCAAUUCUCUUCGCCAUCGAAAUCACAGACUCCAUGCUCACUCCUCGUCCAUCGUCGGAUCCCAAGAAACCCGUGACAGAAUCGCCUGCGACAGCUGCGUUGAAAUGUGCAUACCACUUGAUGCAGCAGCGCAUCAUCUUCAACCCUCGUGACAUGAUAGGAGUUUUGUUGUAUGGGACGCAGGCGUCCAAGUUCUAUGAUGAGGAUGAGAAUAGCCGUGGUGACCUUUCAUACCCGCAUUGCUACCUUUUCACCGAUCUGGACGUACCAUCAGCGCGGGAGGUUAAAGACCUGAGGGCACUCGCAGAAGAUGAGGAGGAGGCUAGAGAGGUACUGGUACCAUCCGAGGAGCGGGUAUCUAUGGCCAAUGUGUUGUUCUGUGCGAACCAGAUAUUUACUUCCAAAGCUCCGAACUUCUUGUCGAGACGAUUGUUCAUCGUGACAGACAAUGACAACCCUCAUGGUGACAACAAGAGCCUGCGCUCUGCUUCAACUGUUCGUGCCAAGGAUCUUUAUGAUCUUGGUGUUACAAUUGAGCUAUUCCCAAUUUCUCGAGCAGACCAUGAGUUUGAUGAUUCCAAAUUCUAUGACGACAUUAUUUAUAAAAACUCACCUGCUGAUGCAGAAGCUCCUGCAUACUUACAAACCGACACAAAGACUUCUACAGCCAGCGGGGAUGGAAUUACUUUAUUAAACACCCUUUUGUCCAGUAUCAAUUCUCGAUCUGUUCCCCGUCGUGCAAUGUUCUCGAAUAUGCCAUUGGAGAUUGGGCCGGAUUUCAAGAUUUCCGUUACAGGGUAUCUUUUGUUUAAACGCCAACAGCCCGCCAGGAGCUCUUACGUAUGGCUCGGGGGCGAGAAGCCUGAGAUUGCAAAGGGUUCCCUUGCUCAGGUUGCGGAAGAUUCAGGACGCGUGUUGGAAAAAUGGGAAAUCAGAAAGGCGUACAAGUUUGGCGGAGACCAAAUUUCCUUCUCUCCUGACGAGCAAAAGGCUUUGAGGAAUUUCGGUGACCCUGUGAUCCGUAUCAUUGGAUUCAAGCCCAUUUCCUCCAUUCCAUUCUGGGCUAAUGUCAAGCAUCCAUCAUUCAUCUAUCCCUCAGAGACAGACUACGUGGGUUCGACAAGGGUAUUCUCCGCCCUACACCAGAAGCUUCUGCGAGACCAAAAGGCAGCACUUGUCUGGUUCAUCCCGCGCAAGAACUCAGCACCUGUGGUCGGAGCAAUGAUAGCAGGCAAAGAGAAACUCGACGAGAACGGCGUCCAGAAAUUUCCUCCGGGGAUGUGGAUCAUACCCCUUCCAUUCGCAGAUGACGUCCGACAAAAUCCCGAAAUAACCCUCCAGGUAGCCCCAGAAUCGUUGAUCGACCAACUGCGGAUGGUCAUCCAGCAACUGCAACUCCCAAAGGCAGUUUACGAACCCCAGAAAUACCCAAACCCAUCGCUCCAAUGGCACUAUCGCAUCCUCCAAGCCCUCGCACUGGACGAAGACCUCCCCGAAAGACCAGAGGACAAGACAAAACCCAAAUAUCGCCAAAUCGACAAGCGUGCCGGCGACUACGUCCUAUCCUGGUCUGAAGAACUCGACGCCCAGUCCGCCAAAAUCGACGCCAAGGGUCCCCAGACUACCCUCGUGAAGCGAGGCGCAAAGGACCAAACCCAGGACGCAGGCCAUCAGACCAAGAAAGUUAAGGUCGAGAAUAACCCCAGUGCAGCCGGAGAUGAAGUCCGGAAACAUUACGAGAAGGGAAAUCUAUCUAAGCUUACGCUCCCAGUCCUGAAAGAAUUCCUCACCUCUCAUGGCCGCUCCACUGCCGGCAAGAAAGCGGACAUCGUUGAGCGAAUUGAGGAGUUUUUGGAGCGAAAAUAA